Pseudophryne corroboree (corroboree frog) is the source of this 4505-nucleotide messenger RNA. It is a transcript of the gene CAMKK1, whose product is annotated as calcium/calmodulin dependent protein kinase kinase 1. The coding region runs from base 490 to 2082 and encodes 530 amino acids. The transcript has 18 exons. Gene Ontology annotation, biological process: intracellular signal transduction; positive regulation of protein kinase activity; protein phosphorylation. Lineage: Eukaryota; Metazoa; Chordata; Amphibia; Anura; Myobatrachidae. Gene Ontology annotation, cellular component: cytoplasm. The record is from RefSeq and is a predicted model, not a curated record. Gene Ontology annotation, molecular function: ATP binding; calmodulin binding; calcium/calmodulin-dependent protein kinase activity.
AGCGCCAGCCAAUCAGAGAGGGGUUUGCACAGUUACCCGGCCGCUCUGAGAGUAAAGUUGUGUUAGGCGGCCGCUGAGUGGAGGAGAGGCUGGAGUUGUGGUGCCAGUGCAAACAGAGACAGUAACAGCACAUUGACAUGUAGAGCAGCUGCCGGGGAGCGGGGAGGCUGCAGAGCCCGGCGGCCGGCAGUGCUGCGGUACACAGCGGCUCCUGCUGCACAGGGAUAGAGGUGUCAGAACUCUUGAUGCUGGAGACCAGAGCUUGCUUGGAUAAUGCAUUAAGUGCCCUGGGGGAAUCCCUUAGAGACGCUAUGGCCAGCAGGGUGUGAACUGCCCUUCCUGGGACCCUGUUGUAAAAACCCUGCCAGAAUGGCUGAGAAACCCUAGGACUGGACAGAACGCCUUAAUUAAGAAUAUCUGCUAUAUUUGAGUUGGAAAAUUGCAUUUUGCACCCAAGAGACUGUGUUGGAAUUUUCCCACACUGACACGAUGGAUUGUGGUUCUUGCUCAAGUAAGGACAAUCAGACUGAGCUUUCUGAGAGAGUUGCUGCUAUAGAAGUGGAGGAAGAAACAGGAGGGCCACAUGCUCUGUUUUCUGCAGAAAUGUACCGUCUGAGAAAUAAUGGUAUGAGCUCUGAAACCAGUGAGGAUGUAUUUCUUUCUUCCCAAGACCAGAGGGACUUGAGCUGUUUCCAAAGAGCUACAUCUCGACCAGCACUUUCAAGCAGAAAGUUAUCACUUCAGGAAAGGCCCACAAGUGGCUGCCUCCCCUCUCAGAGCCAGGCCUAUGGUCCAUAUGCAACUGGUCCUUCAUCACACGUAUCACCUCGAAUUACCCGGAGGCCAACGAUCGAAUCCAACCGGGUCUCUAUUUCGGACUCUGAUGACUGUGUGCAGCUGAACCAGUACAAAUUGCAAAGUGAAAUUGGCAAAGGCUCAUAUGGGGUUGUGAAACUGGCUUACAAUCAAAGUGAUGACAAGUAUUAUGCCAUGAAAGUUCUUUCGAAAAAGAGAUUAUUGAAGCAAUAUGGUUUUCCACGUCGUCCUCCCCCAAGGGGAUCGAAAACAGCAUCCGGUGAACAGACCAAGCCAAUGGCCCCACUGGACAGGGUUUACCAAGAAAUAGCCAUUUUAAAAAAAUUGGACCAUGUUAAUAUAGUUAGAUUAAUCGAGGUCCUGGAUGAUCCAGCAGAAGAUAAUCUUUACAUGGUCUUUGACCUUCUACGCAAAGGACCUGUCAUGGAAGUACCAUGUGAUCAUCCCUUUUCAGAAGAGCAAGCUCGUAUUUACUUCAGGGACAUUGUGCUGGGCAUUGAAUACUUGCAUUACCAGAAGAUCAUCCACCGGGAUAUUAAACCAUCAAAUUUACUUCUGGGAGAUGAUGGUCAUGUUAAAAUAGCUGAUUUUGGGGUGAGCAAUCAGUUUGAAGGAAAUGAUGCUCUCUUGUCAAGUACUGCUGGGACUCCAGCCUUCAUGGCACCUGAGACACUCACAGAUUCUGGGCAGGGAUUCAGCGGAAAGGCACUUGAUGUAUGGGCAAUGGGAGUCACACUGUAUUGCUUUGUAUUUGGAAAGUGCCCUUUCAUGGAUGAAUAUAUCUUGGUUCUUCAUAACAUCAUAAAACAUAAGCCAGUUGCGUUCCCGGAACAGCCAGUCAUAAGUGAUGAACUAAAAGACUUGAUUGUGAGAAUGCUGGAUAAAAAACCAGAAGAUCGCACAACUGUUCCAGAAAUAAAGGUACACCCUUGGGUGACUAAGAAUGGGGAGGACCCAUUGCCCCUGGAGGAAGAACACUGCACAAUUGUAGAGGUUACUGAGGAGGAAGUGAAAAACUCAGUCAAGCUUAUACCGAGUUUGACAGCUGUGAUUUUAGUGAAAGCAAUGCUGAGGAAACGCUCAUUUGGAAAUCCAUUUGAAUGUGCAAGGAGAGAAGAAAGAUCAAUGUCUGCUCCAGGAAACCUUUUAAUGUGCCAGUUUAAAUCAUCUUUAAAAUUGCAUCCAUACUUAAGAAAGCAAGCAAGUGGGGAGGCACUGAAAGACUCUGAGCUGGCUGACGUGGAGGAAGAUGAAGGGACGUCAUGAGUACUUGCAUGCCCAGAUCAAACUCGCCUGCUGCUAUAACCCUCGCUCUCCUAUGUUGCACAGACUUGUACCCUCAUCACCAUUAUGAACCAAAGCUUGUGGUUUGUAAACAACGCAAACAACGAUCUUUGUAAAACAUAUAUAUAUAAUUACCUAAGGAAUGCGAUAAUCAAAUAGCGACUGUCUAUAUUAAAAUGCGUUUGUCAGUUUCAAACAGUGAAGGCAGCCAUUUUGUAGGCUGAAUCAAUAUUCAUGCAAAUGCAAUCUAUAAAUGUAUUAGGGGAUGCAGGUAAUUUACCGGCUGUCAGGACGCCGUCGGUCAGGAGACAGACGUCGGAAUCCCAAUAGCCGGCAAAAUGCAGUCAGUCGGAAUCCCGACUAAAGUCUCGAGUUCCCACUUGAGUGAUGGUCCACACCACCACCUGAGGGGGAAUAGAAUAGUGCUUUACUUGACACCGGGCCCGAAGUGUGGCGAGCAGACUUGCUGCGCUUGCCACCAGGAUUCCGGCUGUUGAGAUUCCGCUGUCUGCAUCCUGACCGCUGGGAUUCCGACUGCCGGUAUAACAUACCUGACCCUUUAUUAGGAACUAUGGUAGUAAUGUCUCUGGGGCAUGACAAACCUUGUUCCUCAGUUACUUAAUUUCUAUAGACAGAAUGAAUAUUGUCCAAAAUGGCUUCCUCCACUAUGUUUAGGCAACUGGUAAACUUUAUUUGUGCUAAAUGUGUCAGUCUGCAUGUAUCGGUUAAUAUGUGUAUGUAUACAGGAAAAACCAUGAACAAUGUGCCUCAUCUCCAUCUGUGCUUCUGUAGUAUACAGACUGAGUAGCUUUGAAGAUUGCUUGACCUAUGAAUGUCAUUUUAUUUAUAAUUGAAAAGAAAAACACCAAAAAAUAUUUUUUUGUUACAUUUUAUCCUAAAAAUCACUCCUACUGCGCUAUAGCUUUAGAACUCCGCCUGCAGGCUUCUCUAGUGCUAUGGGAUGGGGAUUUUUUUUUUUCCCCAUUUUUUGUAUACAUGUAUAGAGGGUUGUACAGGGACUAUUUUGGAAAACCAUGCUUGCUGCUGAUUGCAUUGAUUUUAACUGUGUUGUAGAAGUAUAAACUUGCACAUUACCUGCCUAAGUGCAGGAAAAUUGGUUUUGGGCUGUAAUCAUGGCUUAGUUCAAGUCAGCGGACCUGUUACUGUAUAGAAAUGUUUACAUUUGCAACAGGAAGGGCUAUUUCUUCUUUGCACCUGCAGCACAUCCACUUUUCACCUUCUUAUUAUUUUAUAUGUUCCACUGAUUAGCUUGCUGCUAUGAAUGACGUCACCAAUGUACAAAAGUACACCAUGCUUGCAAGCCAUCAUGGGAGAACUGGAUGCUGAUGGUUUUCCAUCUCUUGUUUACAGCUUGUUUCCUUUAAAACAGAAGUUGUGGAUUGCGAAACAAACGGCUAAUGCAUUUAAGCAUGUAAUCAUUCUAUAGAUAUUUUUUAAACAUGUUGUCAAUGAAGAAUAUACUGUCUAAUUAAAUAGCUUUUCAAAAAUACCAAUGGUUGACUAUUCCGGAUGACAAAGAAACCAUGUAGUAUAACUUGACUGCCAGUAAAGGAAAAUGUUAAUGUUUAAAGAUAAUAGCUGAUUUUUUAUUUGUGGAUCUGAUUUAAAAUAUGCUCACUUUUCACAUAUUAAACAUAAAUAUUAUUAGAAUGCAAUCGUACAUUAUCUUGAAAUUAAUUUUGAUUAAAAUUCUAAUGUUUAGAUUACCUCUCUAUGACCAUGUUUUAGAAUAUUAUAUGUAUUGUAAUAUCAAUUGUUACUAUUUCCACACUACAUGACUAAUUAUUGAUCGCCUGUGAUACUAGGCUAGUGAAAAGAAAAAAUCUAUUUCCGAGCUCUAUUAUAGUGCAAAUGUGUUCUAUUAUUUGAAGAUUAUGCAAGUUAAAUGCAAACGAAACAUUAAAAUACAAAUGGGUGCUCUUUGUGGAUAAGCAUAAAACAAGUUUCAAAGAGGAACGCUUACAGCACCUUAUAACUUAAAGUACUGCAUUGCUAUGUCUGGUCAUAUGUUCUCUUCCCAGUAGUGGAGUCUUGCACAAUAGGCUACUAUGGCUUUUAAUGCUCAUAAUAAUAUUUUAUGUCAACAACUGCAUGCCUAAUCCACCAGUUUAUAAUCCAUAAAUGUAUAAUCCACAGUGGAAUGGAUUGGGAGGUUGUUCAAUUUAUUUAUUUUUUUAUGUAUUUUGUUUUCUGUUUUUAUUUUACUAUUCACAUGCUAGAUAAUUGCCUGAUAAACCAUAUGUAUGUAUUUUUUUAUUUAGUUGUUUGUUUGUCACCAGAGAGCAUUUAUUUGAAAAUUGUAUAUAUUGUAAUUCCUUACAUGAUUUAAUACACAUUCUUACUGUUAUUUCUUUUUACCUCAAAUAAAAAUUCCAUAUUUAUGA